Molecule: messenger RNA, 2925 nt
Organism: Pipistrellus kuhlii (Kuhl's pipistrelle)
Lineage: Eukaryota; Metazoa; Chordata; Mammalia; Chiroptera; Vespertilionidae
Gene: GRB7
Product: growth factor receptor bound protein 7
Exons: 15
Coding region: 975-2564 (529 amino acids)
Biological process (GO): signal transduction
Source: RefSeq, a predicted model, not a curated record
GACCUCUUAUCACCUUGUGGAUUGUUUGUUUACCCAACCAUUACCCGCUUUUCUGGCGGGGCGGUUGCCGCUGCUGCCUUUGAUCUCAGCUUCCCAGAUCCUCCUCCAGCCCUGGUGUUUGCCCAGUGCUGCCCGAGAGCCUGGAGGGAGGGCUCUCAGGGAGUCCCCUGGCACCUGGCCAGAGCUUUGCCCAGCUCACUUCUCCCCCGGAGAGACCCUGGCUCUCCCCUUCACUCUCAGAAGGAGAAGCUGAGUCUCUGGGCUUUGCUUAGAAGGGAGGACACACUCUGAGUGCCUCCUAGGAGCCACGAUGCAGCUUGGGUGACUAGACUGGCUGGAGGUCAAGGGGCAGGCUUCCCUCUUUUGCAGAGUGCCCUUUGCCCCAGGGGGUGGGACCGAGAGCCCCCUUGCUUGGCCAAUGAGCAGGCUUGGAGAAGGGACAGGGAAGAGUGGGCGGGGCCUUUCCCCUUCACCCCGCCCCCCCCCCCCCACUUUCCCGCCCCCAGCUUCUCCCCGACAGGCGACGUGGACUCCAGAUCUUCGCUCUGGAGGCGGUGCAGGUCGGCUGUCUCCGCCUCUCUCUCCCCUGGCACCUGCUGCCAGGCUGAAAGGGACAAAAACAAUCCCGGCCGGCGUCGAGUUUCAGGGAGUCCCCGCCCCCGGGGUGCUUCCUCCUCCUAGGCCCCCUCCAGGCCCCGCCUCCACCUGCACAACACAUUUCAGUUUCCUUGGGCCAGAAGCGGGGACACACAGGGCUGCUUAGGCUCCCCCCGAACCCCCACGGCUCCCUCCGGAGCGGGGACCCCUCCCGCCACCUGCAGAGAAGAGGGGGUGGAGUGAAACCCAGGCCAGGUGUCUGGGGUCCCUAGACGGAGCCGGAUUCCGGACCCUGUGUCUUGCGACUCCUGCUGAGGCUUUUCCAGGUAAGGGGACCAGGGAGGCCGCAUUCAGACCCCUCUCCUCCCUCAGAUGCCAUGGAGCUGGGCCUGUCUCCGCCGCAUCACAGCAGCUCCCCGGAAGACCUGUACCCAGCCCCGGGGACCCCGCCCGGGACUCCCCCGCCCCCCGACGCCCCUCUUCCCGGGGAGGUGAAGCGGUCCCAACCUCUGUCCAUCCCCACCAGCAGGAGACUCCGAGAGGAGGAGCUGCGGACCACCUCUCUCCCCUCCAUCCCCAACCCCUUCCCGGAGCUGUGCAGUCCUCCCUCACAGCCCCCCCUCUCCGGUGCCAGGGGGCUGCUGCCCCGGGACACCAGCUGCCCCCACGUGGUGAAAGUGUACAGCGAGGACGGGGCCUGCCGGUCGGUGGAGGUGGCGGCGGGCGCCACCGCGCGCUACGUGUGCGAGAUGCUGGUGCAGCGCGCCCACGCCCUCAGCGACGAGAACUGGGGGCUGGUGGAGUGCCACCCCCACCUGGCCCUGGAGCGGGUCUUGGAGGACCACGAGUCGGUAGUGGAAGUCCAAGCUGCGUGGCCGAUCGGCGGAGACAGCCGCUUCGUCUUCCGGAAGAACUUCGCCAAGUACGAGCUGUUCAAGAGCUCCCCGCACUCCCUGUUCCCGGAGAAGAUGGUCUCCAGCUGUCUGGACGCCCCGGCGGGCUUAUCGCACGAAGACCUCAUCCAGAACUUCCUGAACGCGGGCAGCUUCCCGGAGAUCCAGGGCUUCCUGCAGCUGCGGGGGCUGGGCUCGGGGCGGAAGCCCUGGAAGCGCUGCUUCUGCUCCCUGCGCCGCUCCGGCCUCUACUGCUCCACCGCGGGCACCUCCAAGGACCCCAGGCACCUGCAGUACUUGGCGGACGUGAGCGAGUCCAACGCGUACGUGGUGACCCAGGGCCGCAAGCUGUACGGGAUGCCCACCGACUUCGGCUUCUGCAUCAAACCCAACAAGCUCCGCAAUGGCCACAAGGGGCUGCGUGUCUUCUGCAGCGAGGACGAGCAGAGUCGCACCUGCUGGCUCUCCGCCUUCCGCCUCUUCAAGUACGGGGUGCAGCUGUACAAGAACUACCAGCAGGCACAGUCCCGCCACCUGCGCCCCUCCUGUAUGGGGUCCCCGCCCCUGAGGAGCGUCUCGGAUAACACGCUGGUGGCCAUGGACUUCACCGGCCGCACCGGGCGCAUCAUCGACAACCCCCGGGAGGCCCUGAGCGUCGCCCUGGAGGAGGCUCACGCCUGGCGGAAGAAGACGAACCACCGCUUCAGCCUGCCCACCCCCUGCUCCAGCACCAGCCUCAGCGCGGCCAUCCACCGAUCACAGCCCUGGUUCCACGGGCGGAUUUCCCGCGAGGAGAGCCAGCGGCUCAUCGCCCAGCAGGGCCUGGUGGAUGGCCUGUUCCUGGUGCGGGACAGCCAGCGGAACCCGCAGGGCUUCGUGCUGUCUCUGUGCCACCUGCAGAAGGUCAAGCAUUACCUGAUCCUGCCGAGCGAGGAGGAGGGCCGCCUGUACUUCAGCAUGGACGAGGGCCAGACGCGCUUCACCGACCUGCUGCAGCUCGUGGAGUUCCACCAGCUGAACCGCGGCAUCCUGCCCUGCCUGCUGCGCCACGGCUGCACCCGCGUGGCCCUCUGACCGCGGCCUGUCUCCCGGCCCGGGGCUCACGGGCGGACUCGGAGGGGGGGACAGGAUGGAGAAUAACCGGAAGGCUCCCCCACUCCAGUUUUCUCCCUGCUCCUUUGCUUCACUGAGACAGUAAGUGUCCCCUCCAGCCCCCCCCCCCCCAGCUCAUCCUUAAUCCCUCUUCUCAAGGGAAGGCACGGGAGGCGGCCCUCCCCCCUCAGGGAGCUUCUUUCUGGACACUACUCUGGGGCAAGGCAUUGUGGGAGAGAGGGGGGUCUCCCAGGUGGUCGGAUGCCCCACAUGCUGUACAGACCGCGGCCAGUCGAUCUGCUCUGUUUUAUACGCCUCACAAUAAAGGUUAUUUUUGGAUACA